Molecule: messenger RNA, 1545 nt
Organism: Labrus bergylta (ballan wrasse)
Lineage: Eukaryota; Metazoa; Chordata; Actinopteri; Labriformes; Labridae
Gene: hint3
Product: histidine triad nucleotide binding protein 3
Molecular function (GO): catalytic activity
Source: RefSeq, a predicted model, not a curated record
UUGCAGGCCAACAGUCAACAAUGGCCGGCGUCGAGGCUAACGUUACACAACCUGCCCAGGUGGAAAUCUCCAAAACGGGCAGUGUGCCAACCGAAGGCUAUGAGAAGAAAUGUAUUUUCUGCAGGAUUGUAAACAAUGAACUGGGAACAGAGCUUCUUCACUGUGAUGAGGAAAUCUCAUGUUUCAGAGACAUCAAACCUGGAGCCCCUCACCAUUACUUGGUCGUCCCAUCCAAGCAUGUUGGAAACUGUAAAUCUCUCAGUAAAGAACAUGUGCCUUUGGUAAAGCGGAUGGUGGAGACAGGGAAAGAGAUCCUCCAGAAAAACAACGUAACAGACCUCAGCGAUGUCAGGUUUGGUUUUCAUUGGCCCCCAUUUUGUUCUGUCACACACCUACACCUCCACGUCCUGGCACCUGCCAGUCAAAUGGGCUUCAUGUCCCGCCUCUUCUACAGGCUCAACUCCUAUUGGUUUAUCACGGCAGAGCAGCUAAUUGAGCUCCUCAACUCUAAAGGAGAGAGCAACUGAUGAAGUGCUCUGGAAACAGUCGUUAUACUACCUGACUGCUUUCCGAGGGACGACAACAUCUCACUUCUAGCAGAUGUCAUUUUUGACAGUAGUCAUUAGUUGCUGUCUAUUUUGCUGUGGCCGAUGACAGUAUUUUAAACCAGUGACAUGAUUGUAAUGAUGGAUUACUUAGUUUUCCUCUUUGGUAUCAAAAUGUUUCAAAUUAAAUUUUCACAAAUGAAAAUUCAACUUUCUUCAACUUUCCUCUUUUACAGAAGAGGUGAAUUUAAUCUCCAUGCAUUCGUUUAAAAUGUAUGCAUGAACAAAAUGGACCAAGUACUAAAGCAUACAGUGAGUCUCAGGUCUAUUAAUAUCCAGAUAAGAUAUGGAAGGUUUUUUUUUUUUUUUUACUUAAAGGUGAUUCUCGAAGAACAAUAGAUGUUUCAAUAUUACUUUUAACAUCAGUUCGAAGCCAAACACACCAGAAUAACUGACAAAUGAUUUGAACUGUUUACAUGCAGGGAUGCCUUGAUGUUUUGCAGCUUUGAGGUCCUGCAUGUAGAGCUGAAAUUGUAUCGAACAGUCGUAAGAAAAAGCAGUUUGAUAUCGUAAUAUAUUGAUAGCCUAUGUGUACUCUGACUUCCUCAACUACUGCAUGUUCGGUCUUCUUACUGAAGGGAAUUUUGUGUCAUAGCUGAGAUCACUAACACUCAAAGCACAGAGAAACCUCAUCCUUCAUUAUUAAUGCGGCUCCUUUACAGCAGAAGCAACUACAUCAUCCUCUGAAGAAAGUAAUGAUGCUUGAUGUUUCUAACAAGCACUGAAACAUAGUGGUGUAUAGGCUGAUGUAUGUUAAUGUAUUAUGUGAAAAUGGUUAAUGUGAACUGACUGGUAAGCGUAUUAAGAAUAACUAUAGUAUUCAAUGCUAUGCUUUAUGUAUAAAGGAAUGUAAACAGAGAAGACCCUACUUAAUGUACUGUAAAAAAGUGUAUUCACUUUAUAAAUGAGUUUUAUUACAAUAAAUAAUGUAUUGCUGCUU